This is a messenger RNA of Cylicostephanus goldi, 1260 nucleotides long. The record is from the annotation of a GenBank genome assembly. NCBI's taxonomy places the organism in Eukaryota, Metazoa, Nematoda, Chromadorea, Rhabditida, Strongylidae.
AACGUUAAAGACACGCUUCUUCGACGCUACAUAUACAGCUUUUACUGGUCUACGCUGAUUCUGACCACAAUUGGAGAGGUACCCGGACCUGUGCAAAACAUCGAGUAUCUGUUCGUAACUCUCGAUCUUAUGUGCGGUGUGCUUAUUUUCGCUACCAUCGUCGGUAACGUCGGCAGUAUGAUAUCCAACAUGAGCGCUGCACGAACGGAAUUCCAAAAUAAAAUGGAUGGCAUCAAGCAGUACAUGGAAUUGCGAAGAGUUAGCAAACAGCUAGAAAUGAGAGUCAUAAAGUGGUUUGACUAUCUCUGGGCCAACAAGCAAUCGCUCAGUGAUCAACAAGUGCUGAAAGUGCUUCCUGAUAAACUGCAAGCUGAGAUCGCCAUGCAAGUGCAUUUCGAGACACUGAGGAAAGUUCGCAUUUUCCAGGACUGCGAAGCUGGUCUUUUGGCCGAGCUGGUGUUGAAACUACAGCUACAGCUAGAAAUGAGAGUCAUAAAGUGGUUUGACUACCUCUGGGCCAACAAGCAAUCGCUCAGCGACCAACAAGUUCUGAAGGUGCUUCCCGAUAAACUGCAAGCUGAGAUCGCCAUGCAAGUUCAUUUUGAGACACUGAGGAAAGUUCGAAUUUUCCAGGUAUUUUCUCCUGGAGACUACAUUUGCCGAAAAGGUGACAUAGGAAGAGAGAUGUAUAUUGUGAAGAGAGGCAAACUGCAGGUUGUUGGUGACGAUGGGCAAAAGGUAUUCGCAACGCUGCAAGAAGGCGCUGUAUUUGGAGAGUUGAGCAUCUUGAAUAUUGCAGGAAGUAAGAAUGGCAAUCGACGAACAGCCAACGUGCGAUCGGUUGGCUACACAGAUUUGUUCGUCCUUAACAAAAACGACCUAUGGAAUGCUUUGAGAGAAUAUCCAGAUGCAAGGAAACUUCUUAUGGCGAAGCUCGAGUAUAAAAUAUUCGCACUUAUUCCGAAGCCGUUACAGGCGGGAUUUUUCUCGACAGUGUUUGCCGUAACAACGCGAAGCAAAAAUGGCAAUCGACGAACAGCCAAUGUGCGAUCUGUUGGCUACACGGAUUUGUUCGUCCUCAACAAAAACGACCUUUGGAAUGCUUUGAGAGAAUAUCCAGAUGCACGGAAACUUCUUAUGGCCAAGGGCAGAGAAUUGCUGAAGAAGGACAAUCUACUGGAUGAGAAUGCUCCAGAGGAACAGCAAACUGUAGAAGAACUUGCUGAGCAACUCACAAACUCUGUGAAAGUCUUACAAACC